AUUCUCACUCGGACUCCUCGGAUUCAUGCCUUGCUGGCAUGACAAAAUCCGGUAAACGCGGAGGAAUAUUUGCGCUCAACGAUUGGCUAUUAUUUGUUGAUAAUGGUUACGACAAAUAUUAUGGGAUGCAAGCACCUGCUAAAAUUGGACGUUUUGGUGACGUAGUAAAUAUUGCGUAGUAGUAUAUCCAUAUAUGGAACAAAGCUGUUCUGACUGGGUCAGCGGUCCACAAAGAAAAAGCGAACUACCAGUCUAAAUUGAAACGUAUGAUUUAGGUAAUUGUUUUGAAAUGAAAGAGUUUUACAACUGGGAUACUCACUGUUAACCUAACUUUGUCAGCGAUACAGUAUCGGAAAUGAUGCGCAUUAUACACACGUGCUUGAAACGAUUCCAAGUUUUGGCGCAAACGCCACGUUGUCAGAAAGGGGAAUUCCGAUUUACCGAUGAGCUGUCACUUAGCACUGUCUGAUAUAGCUACCUGUUACCAUUCCAACUUGGCCAUUUACCAACAAUGUCCGCAACCACCCCAAGUACAAAGACACCGAGAGCUCGUCCGUCUCUCAGCUCCGGAGCUCUGCAGACAGAUCGUAGCAUUGGUAUGGACACGGAGGAUGAGGACAUUCAACUUGACCAGGUUCAGCAGAUACACCAAAAUGUCAGGGACACAACGGUGCAGGCAGAACAACAGGUGUACAUGGGUGUGGUGUGGCAGGCUGGGAAACUAGGACUGGCUUACUAUGAUAUAGACACCACACAGAUCUACAUGAUGCUAGACACUGUGGAAACAGAUGAAUUCACCAUGUUGAAGAGAGUCCUGAGACAGAUACCACCAGUGUGUGUGGUCAUUGGUACCAAACAAGAUGAGCGUUUGAUAAAAACGCUGAAGACACUUUUGGUAACCAGGGUAGACCAGGAGGAUCCUGAUGCUGAUCGGGAAUGGUCAGAUUCUGAUGUAGUGAAGCUACUACCCAGUGUUGACUUCAGUUUGGACAUCUGUAAAAGACGACUGCUGCACUUAAACCUGCCCUCCAUCCCCAAACACUAUACAGAGACAGAGAAGACCCUGUACCUGUCCUCUCUCGUCCCAUUCGACAAUGUUUCUAUGGUAAGAGCCACUGGUGGUCUAUUAAAGUACCUUGAGAAAAUGAGGAUUGGUGUGGAGUUGGAAGACAACAUUGUUGGAGUACCUGUCCUUGACCUUCGUUGUUUCUCUCUGGGUGAUCAGAUGGUACUAGAUGACACAGCCUAUAGUUCCCUACAGAUAUUCCAGCGAGAGUCGCACCCUUCCGCGUACAAGGCAGGAUCACGCAGCGCCAAGGAAGGCCUCAGUCUUUUUGGCAUUCUGAAUCGCUGUCGGUCCCAAGUAGGCAGUAGAAAGCUUAGAAUGUGGUGUCUACAGCCCCUGAGAGACCUCAGUGUAUUGAUUCAGCGACAGAAUGCUAUCGCUUUCUUUGUGAGCCCACGUAACAUCGAGGUGCUCACCACACUAACUGAUUGUCUCAAACACAUCAAGAACGUCACGAGAGUCCUGGCCAGGAUGACCAACACCCAGGCAUCAGUUGGGGACUGGCAGGCACUCUACAAGACAGUCUACCAUGCCAUCUACAUUGGGGAUAUAUGCAGGGCUCAGAGCAUGGAAAUAGAUAUCUUCAAAAAGAUAACAACCAAAUUCACAGAGGAUCUACAUCGCAUUGCCACUCUCGUCAGCAAAAUCGUUGACUUUGAGGAGAGCAGCAGUCAAGCAAGAUUUGUGGUCAAGUCUGGAGUGGACUCUGAACUGGACGAACGAAAGAGGACAUACAAUGGUCUCCCAGAUUUCAUGACCAAAGUGGCCAAGGAGGAGCUGAACAGACUCAGUGACGAAAUCACAGAAUGUAAUGUCAUCUACCUGCCUCAGCUUGGGUACCUACUGGCUAUCCCCAAGAUGGACCGCAUGCAGACUGAAGCUGACUAUGUUAUACCGGGUCUGGAGUUUAUGUUUCUUUCUAACAGUAUGCUUCACUAUAAAAGUGCUAGCACCAGAGAGUUGGACCGGCUGUUGGGGGAUACCCAGUGUGAAAUAACAGAUCAGGAGAACAGCAUCAUGCACAAACUACAGAACACCAUCCUAGAACACUCUCGGGUCCUCGUUGAUGUCAUGGACCUGUGUGCUGAGCUUGAUUGUCUGACCACUCUAGCCCAGUGUGCACGAGAGUACAACUAUGUGAGGCCCAACCUGGUCAGUGAAGCGGUCAUCAUUGUCAAAGGAGGAAGACACCCACUCCAGGAGCUGUGCUGCAGUCCCUUUGUCCCUAAUGACAUCUUGAGUGAUGAAGAGAAUGGCAAGAUCAAGAUCCUUACUGGACCCAAUGCUUCUGGAAAGAGUGUUUACCUCAGACAGGUGGGGAUGAUUGUCUAUCUGGCCCACAUUGGCAGUUUUGUCCCAGCAGAGCAAGCUACCAUCGGAAUGUUUGACAGGAUUUUCACACGCAUACAUUCUCUAGAGAGUGUGUCGGUCGGCCUCUCCACCUUUAUGAUCGACAUCAAUCAGAUGACGGAGAGUUUGCGGAAUGCCACAGAUAAAUCUCUGGUUCUGGUUGACGAGUUCGGCAAAGGUACAGCCAUGACUGACGGGCUGUCACUGCUGUGUUCCAGUAUAAUUCACUGGGAUGACAUGAAGGGGGCGUGUCCACACGUGGUGGUGUCCACCCAUUUCCACAGCAUGGUCCACCAACACCUGCUGCCACUCUCCCCAAACAUCAAGUACUUGACCAUGGACACGAUACAUGACGAUGAGGAGUUACUGUUCCUGUACCAACUUAAGGAGGGUCACACCAGCUCGAGCUACGCCAGUUACAUUGCCACCAAGUCUGGUCUCCCUGAGGAGAUUGUCAAACGAGGGGUAGAGGUGUGUGAGCUUAUCAAAGAUAACAAACCUGUACACCGAGUGGACAGUCCAGGGGUCGACGUCCAGUACAAAAGAUGUGAGGACAUUGUUAACAGGUUUCUGGAGCUUGACCUCGACAAAGAUGACCUUCAGGCAUUUCUCCGAGAUUUUGUACUUCCAGCUUCUCAGGGACUCCUCUGACCAGUUAUUACAUCUAUAUCAGCUGUAAACUGGCACCUGUUUGUUACGAUUUCAGACAGUUUUUGUAUUUAUAUGUUGUUAUUACAUCUAUAUCAGCUAUAAGCUGGUGGCUAAUUAUAAUGAUUUCAGACAGUUUAGUGAUUAUAUACUCUCAGUACAUUUGUAACGACUGUAAACUGGUAGCCAUUUGGUAGUCAACACUUCAUUCCGUAGUUAAAGUAUUUAUAUACAUGUAAAUGGUAGGUUUGAUAUAAACGUUACAAGUCGAACCAAAGCUACAUAUUGAGUUAUGAAUUAUUAUGAAUUAUUAUGAAUUAUGAGUUAUUAGGAGUAAUUAUGAGUAAUUAUGAAACAAUAAACAUAUGGUGAAGUGUUAAUGUGAAUUGUUAUACCCUCAUUAAUAUGUAGAUGAUAUCCAUGAAUUUGUUGUUUGACAUAUCCCAGUAAAAUAACUUGUGUAUCGUAAAAACUUAACAACAGGUCCAAUAAAACAUACUUCCAUGAUAUGUAUAGCAUAGCGUUGUGACAGCUCUGUGCUACAUACCAUCAUACAUAGUAAAAAGCUGCAAUUAAAUCAUUUAAAGGUAAAACAAUA
Messenger RNA from Mizuhopecten yessoensis (Yesso scallop), 3662 nucleotides. Its product is annotated as mutS protein homolog 5-like. Gene Ontology annotation, biological process: mismatch repair; chiasma assembly. Gene Ontology annotation, molecular function: ATP-dependent DNA damage sensor activity; mismatched DNA binding; ATP binding. The transcript is spliced from 28 exons. The record is from RefSeq and is a predicted model, not a curated record. NCBI's taxonomy places the organism in Eukaryota, Metazoa, Mollusca, Bivalvia, Pectinida, Pectinidae. Gene Ontology annotation, cellular component: nucleus. Bases 512 to 3067 code for a protein of 851 amino acids.